This is a messenger RNA of Gadus chalcogrammus (walleye pollock), 4412 nucleotides long. RefSeq names its product regulator of G protein signaling 3a (gene rgs3a). Gene Ontology annotation, cellular component: nucleus; plasma membrane. Gene Ontology annotation, biological process: signal transduction. The record is from RefSeq and is a predicted model, not a curated record. Gene Ontology annotation, molecular function: protein binding. NCBI's taxonomy places the organism in Eukaryota, Metazoa, Chordata, Actinopteri, Gadiformes, Gadidae.
AGGAUUCUUUGUACUUUGUAACUUUUGAACCCACCGCGGUGGAACCCAGGUCUACCCCUGUAUCGACGGGGCGAGGGAGAGCUCCACGAGCAGCCUCGGAGAUGAUCCACAACACCCUCAAGACCCCAGAGCCGCUGGGCCGAAGCCCCCGCAGCACGCACUCGCCCGCCCAGAGGAGGCUGUGGCGAUACUCGGUCGGCUGCCGGGGCUCCCCGUCCUCCUCCUCCACCCCCUCCACCUCCGGCAACCCCACCAGCACCACCGUCCUGACCCAGACCCACCGCAGGAGCGUGUGCGUACUGGCCGCUGACCUGGGAGGAGGAGGUGGAGGAGGAGGUGGAGGAGGUGGAGGUGAAGGUGUUCUCCAUACGAUCCACGGGCUGUGCCACCUCUGCAUCGGAUGUAGGCUGCCUCAGGUGAACAUCCUUCGAGGAAAGGACGGCUAUGGCUUCACCAUCUGCUCAGACUCCCCGGUGAGGGUCCAGGCUGUCGACCCAGGAGGCCCAGCCGACCAGGCCGGUCUCCAGCACUUAGACACACUCCUGCAGCUGAACGGACAGCCCGUGGAGCAGUGGAAAUGUAUAGACCUGGCCCACGCCAUCAGAAACAGCUCCAACGAGAUCCGUGUGGUGGUGUGGCGCACGGGCCCCACCGCCAAGCCCAGCUUCGAGGGUCUCGUCCACCGGCCGGCCUACAAGCCCUCCACCUCCAACUACGACGCCCCGUCCCCGCCCACGCGCAGGCGGAUGGGCGUCCCCAGCAAGACCCCGCCCGUUGUGCCCCCGCUCCCCGCCCACCACCGCCCAACCCCCGCCCCCGGCACCACCCGUAGGCUCCUGCUCAACGGCUCGGAGCUGGGAGGCGGAGGGGGUCCGGGGUGGGGGGGCCGGGUGGGUUCGGCCGAGGAGCUGGACGGGGGGCACCCCAGGGCCCAGCAUCAGCAUCAGCAGCAGCAGCAGCAGCAGCAGCAGCAGCAGCAGCAGCACCACCUCCUCCACCACCCCCAUGCCACGGCCACGCUGAAGGGCACCCGGGUGAAGGCGUCCAACGGGGACAACUACAUCAUCCUGGCGCCCAUCAAUGCUGGAAGCCAGAUUUUAAGGCCUGUCUACCCAGAUAAUCAGGGCACGUUGGCCUCCAGCAUUGCCUCAAGGCUGUACCCCACAAGACAGCCACCUGCGCCACCGCCACAAGGGGGCGCUGGUGGCACCUUUGCUGGCGGUGCUGCUAGUAUUUCGGCGGGCGGCGGUGGUGGCGGUGGCGGUGGUGGAGGUGGUCUCUCCAGCCGAACCAACUUCCUUCGCCGAUCUGGCAACUCGAAAACCAAGAACAGUUCUACCACGAACGCUAACGCCAACUACCAGCCGCACAAUGCCAACUUCGCCAACUACCAGAACUGCACCAUCGUCCGCUCCCACACGUCCCACGCUAACUACGGCUACGUCAAAGUAGCGCCGAAGAUCCUCAUUUUCCCAAUAUUUGUUCAGCCGCUGGACCUUUGCAGUCGGGCCCUCAUUAUCACAGAGGAGAUGGUGUUACACGAGAGUCAGCACCAUUCACUCAAGGUGACAGUAUUUGUCUACACGGACCUGAUGCUGGUGACCAGGGAAGACGAGCCAGGCAGGUGCAAUGUGCUCCAGAGCCCUCUGUUCCUCCGACAGCUGCGAUUACAGGAAGAUCACGCGGAGGAACUCAGAUUCUACAUUAUUCACAUGACGGAGAAGUGUGACUGCCUGCUCAGCCUGGAAGCCUACUCGGUGGACCAGAAGCGCCGCGUGUGCCAGUGCCUGAAGGAAAACAUCGACAAGCAGAUCCAGCUCCAGAGAAGGGAGCCCGUGGCCACGCACUUUGAGCAGAUGUUGGAGCCGAAGGUGGACGUCCCCCCCUGUGAGCUGGGCGGAGGGGUCCUGGGCGGGGCGGACCUGGAGGGGGUGAUGGGGGUGGAGCUGGGGAUGCCCCGCCCGCCCGGCUUCCAUCACUCGGAAGGGGAGGAGAGCAGCCUGUACCCGUCCAGCCCCUCGGAGCCCCACAACCUGGGCAGCCCCCGCACCUCCUCGCCCCUCACCCCCCUGGAGGACAUCUACACCCCGCUGGGGGGCUCCGCCGACCGACACAGGGUGCCCCCCACCCCACCGCCCUCCACGGAGGGGGAGGACUGCAAGAGCAUGGGCAGCUCGGAGCUGGAGAUCUGGAAGGUGGAGAAGAGCGAGAUGACGGAGGAGGAGGAGGUGAGGAGCGGACUGGAGGGAGACUAUGAGGGGGAGGAGGGGGAGGUGGGAGAAAGUGUGAAGAGUACUGAAAGUGAGGAGAUCAGAGGAGAUCCCGACGACGAAGGAGGGGACGGCGAGAGAUCGCCGGGGGAGGCGGGAGAAGGGGAGGAGCCGGCCCCGAACGAGAACGCCGGUGAGGAGGAGGAGGGGGAGGAGGAGACCGCCUCCGAGCCGCCGGACGCCACCGCACCUCCCUCCUCCUCCUCCUCCUUCGUCAUCCCCGAGCUCCGGCUGGACCGCACCUUCAGCGCCGACGCCCUCUCCUCCCCGUGCAGCGUCGAGGGCGAGGAGGAGGAGGGCGAGGACGAAGACGACGAGGACGAAGAGGAAGAUGAGGACGAAGACUCCGAAGACGAGGAGGAGGAGGAGGAGGAGGAGGACGACAGCGACGACACCUGCCUCCAGCGCAGCGACAGCAAGCGGCGCAGCAUGGUGGAGGCCACCUCCUCCACCUGCGAGAAGCACGGCGCGGGCGGCGGCGGCGGCGCGUGCCGGCUGAGCGUGCAGAACUCCCUGCGCCGACGCACCCACAGCGAGGGCAGCCUCCUGCAGGAGCCGCGCACCACCUGCUUCAACUCCAACAACGCCAUCCACUGCCUGGAGGGCGGCGGCGGCGGCGGCGACGGCGGGGGCCACCACAAGGGCGGCGGCUGGACCCUGCCGUCGCCCAAGACCCUGACCAAGAACGGGGGCUCCAUGCACCAGCUGUGCAUGCUCUUCUCCGGCCGCAAGCUCAGCUCCGGGUCGACCUGCAGCUGCGAGGUCUCCUCAGACGGGAAGAAGAAGAAAAAGUCCUCCAAGAACCUGGCCAAAGAUAUGAAGAACCGCCUGGCGUUCCUGCGGAGAAGGAAUGAGUCUCCAGGAAGCAGCCCUGCUAGCAAGCUGGACAAGACCAUGAAGUCAGUCAAGCCCACGCCAGAGGAGGCACUGAAGUGGGGCGAGUCGCUGGACAAGCUGCUGGUGCACAAAUAUGGCCUGGCAGCGUUCCGAGCGUUCCUGCGCACCGAGUUCAGCGAGGAGAACCUGGAGUUCUGGUUGGCCUGCGAGGACUACAAGAAGGUCAAGUCCCAGUCCAAGAUGGCGUCCAAGGCCAAGAAGAUCUUCGCCGAGUACAUCGCCAUCCAGUCAUGUAAAGAGGUGAACUUGGACUCGUACACACGGGAACACACCAAGGACAACCUCCAGAGUGUGGCGCGCUCCUGCUUCGACCUGGCCCAGCGCCGGAUAUACGGCCUGAUGGAGAAGGACUCGUACCCCCGCUUCCUGCGCUCCGAGCUCUACCUGGACUUGGUCAACCAGAAGAAAUCCAGCGGCACCUCCACGUCCUCGUCCUCGUAGGAGAAGACGGGGGCGGGCGGAGAAACUAAAAGGAGCCACGGACGAUGAGAGCGGAGGAGGGUGGAGGGGGCAGAUACUCAGAGAGAGAGAGAGAGAGAGAGAGAAAGAGGAAGAGAGAAACACAGACACUUUGAGUGGGUUUCGGUUUACGUCUCCUUAUUUGCCUUUUUUGUUUUUGGGGCUUUUUGUUUUGGUGUCGCGGUAGCCACACCACCCGGCCACCGUGAUGUGUGUUUUUUUGAUUUUAGUUUUUUUGGUGGUUACGGUGAGAGAGAGAGAGAGAGAGAGAGAGAUGACCAAGCUAUGGCACUGCAAAGAAACGAUGUUUACUCAACGAAGCCGCGUGGAUGGAUGGAUGUGUGGACGGAUGGAUGGAUGGAUGGAUGGAUGGAUGGAUGGAUGGAUGAAUGGGUGGGUAGGACGUGUGGGUGGAUGGAUAGUAAAAAAAAAAAGAUAUUGUGGCCAAUGAGGGGGCCAAAACAGGAGCUGGAUUCUUCUCUGAUCGCUGUACUGUUUUUGGUUUCACAGUCCAGACUUUAAUGUUAUUUCUGUGUAUUUAAGUUGUUGUUCCGGUUGGACAAAGGAGGCGGAGGGGGUAUGGACACAAGCCCCCUUGCUGACAUGAAGACAGUCCGGUACUGUCCGGUCACACCCCCACCCCCACCCUCCUGUUCUUUUCCCCGUUUUUUUCCGAACUCCUCCACCUCCUCCUCGGGAAGCCAGUGUGAAGCUGUUUUGUUUUUGGUACGAUCCUGUGUUUUGUUUCUUUUUCCCUGUUUGAACGUCAACGCUGUCUAAGACAUG